Molecule: messenger RNA, 858 nt
Organism: Humulus lupulus (European hop)
Lineage: Eukaryota; Viridiplantae; Streptophyta; Magnoliopsida; Rosales; Cannabaceae
Exons: 1
Coding region: 1-858 (285 amino acids)
Source: RefSeq, a predicted model, not a curated record
AUGAGGACUCCAUCUGACCAGCGAGACGAAACAAAAUGGUGUGAGUUCCACAAUGACCAUGGUCACCGAACGGAUGAGUGCAUUACCUUAAGACUCGAAGUAUCCAACCUAUUAAGACGUGGUCACCUGACUGACUUGCUCACAGACAAAGGCAAAAGAACAUUCCGGCAUGAGGCAGACUGGUCAGUCGUUCGAAGAGAAGUAACCCCGCCGAAGCCACCUACUCAUGAACGGACAGUAAACGUAAUAACUGGUGGCUUUGAGGUAAGUGGAGUAACCCAUUCAGUAGCCAAAAGACAUGCCAGGCAGACCGACUGGGUCAAAGGAGAACCCAGCAAGAUAGAGAAGAAUACCAUCAACCUACUAGCUCAAACCAUCCGUUUCUUAACAACAGAGUCAGCCGAACUCCUCAACCCGCAUCACGAUGCUCUGGUUAUUGCACUUUACAUUGCUAAUUGUCUUACUAAAUGUAUACUUAUUGAUAAUGGCAGUUCAGCUAACAUUUUAUUUUUAAGUGCUCUAAGGGAAAUGGGGAUAGAUGAAUCAAAGAUCAUAAAGAAGACUACAAUCCUCAUCGGUUUUAGUGGAGAGCAAAAGAACACACUAGGAAAGAUCGAACUACCUGUCUAUGCCGAUGGAGUCAAUCUGUGCACAAGAUUCCUGGUAGUAGACUCUCCGUCUGCUCACAAUGUGAUACCAGGUCGACCAUGGAUACAUGAAAUGGAGGCAGUCCCUUCAACAUACCACCAAGUUCUAAGGUUCCCAACUAAAUGGGGAGUAAAAGAAAUCAAAGGCCAACAUAAAGACUCAAGAGCAUGUUACCAGACUACCAUGAAGGCCAAACCCGCUCAGUUAUAG